Molecule: messenger RNA, 1445 nt
Organism: Drosophila willistoni
Lineage: Eukaryota; Metazoa; Arthropoda; Insecta; Diptera; Drosophilidae
Gene: Alp13
Product: alkaline phosphatase 4
Exons: 2
Coding region: 134-1348 (404 amino acids)
Biological process (GO): dephosphorylation
Molecular function (GO): alkaline phosphatase activity
Source: RefSeq, a predicted model, not a curated record
GAAAACUACAACAAGACAUCGUCCGAUUAAACAGCUAUGCCUGCUAGUGCGUUUAAAAUCAACUCAAAUCUUUAUAUUAGCUGGAUCCGUAUUAUUAACCCUUCUGAUAACUGUCAUAUGCAUUGGCCUUACAAUGCGCUAUGAGGUGGAGAAUGAAGUUGCCAAUGUGGCAGAUGUAAACUAUUGGAAAGAUCGUGUGUCUGUUGAGCAAAAGUUGUGGUACGAUAAGGGAAUAGAAGAGGUAAAUAUGGCCUUAAAAGAGCCAUCGACUGAGAAUACAGUUAAAAAUGUGAGAAUAUUUGUGAUUGAAGGUAUUGGAUAUGAAGAAUUAGCUGCCAACAGAUUUCCCCUAAAUAUCAAUAACAGUAAAGAGAAUACAAAUUUCGUAUGGGAUCAGUUUUCCCAUGUGGCCAGAUUGAAAAUGAAUUGUAUAAUUCCAUGUCCAAAGAAUUGGAUACAUCAAGCAUUAUGGACGGGAGUCCCGUUAGAUGUAUUGCAAAUGAUGAAUACGAAUUGCAGUAGCCAGGCAAAGGAUGGCCAUCUAUUGAGUUUGUUGCGUCAGGCGCAAUUGGCUGGUUUACGCACAGGAUUUGUAACCAAUCAACGUCUGACAGGACCAACAGGAGCUGCUCUCUAUGGAAAACAUGCUUCCAAUCUGUCUAACGAGUGUGAAAAGCAAUCGUCCAACGAAACGCUCUGUAAUGAUGAUAUAGCCACGCAAUUAAUCUUUGGUGAAACUGGAAAACAUCUGAAUGUCAUAAUGGGCGGCGGUAGGCAAAUGUUUAACCAUGAAGUUCCUGUCACCAAUUCCGAUCCCAUUGAUGAUAACUUGUGCAGGGCCAGUUAUGAACGAAAUUUGCUCAAAAAUUGGCGUCUACAGAAACUAAGACAAGUCGAAGACCAAACACGACAAAGAUUUGAACUCAUUCAGCAUUUUGGUGAACUUGAGGCCAUAAAUGGCAGCAAAUAUGAUUAUCUAAUGGCUGUUCUUUCGAAUGGUGAUCUAAACAGAAAUCUUAAAGUAUCCUCAUUUCAAUUGAUGUUGAAGAAAACUCUACAGGUUCUUAAUCGAUCAAAUGCUGGUUAUCUUUUAAUUGUUGAGCAGUUUGUUCAUGCGGAAAUGAACAAAAGGGAACAGCUCCAAAUGCUAAAUGAAACAUUGACAGAUUUACCAAGAGAUAAACACACACUUAACUUAGUUCUGUUUACCAGUAUUGAAAGAACCUUGAAUGGUUUUUUGCCUUCCGAUAGUCUUGUCUUUGUACAGGGUCCGAAAUCUUCAAUAUUCCUCGGGGUGAGGGAUGUCAAUUACUUGGCUCAAGCUGUGACCUAUGCUCUCAAGAAUUAAUGAUAACACGAAAAAUAAUUUCCACGAGAAAACAAGGAAACAAUUUACUCAGAUAUUUUGCAUAAUUAAUUUAUUUAAUAAACUUGAACUAAUUAAA